ACUUGGGCGGCACCACCGAACUGUAGUUCAUUGGGUGGCAUGGAGUACAAGCGCUGGCAUGCUUUUCACCGCUUGACCUGCUGAACUUGACAGCGUCUCGUUUCACUCUAUGAUCUCACUCUAUAGAUUUUUCUUCACUUUAUUCCUUGGUAAUCAAUUCCGUUGAGAUAGCUUCAGAAAUCAAAAGCACAAUGGGGUUCCUUAUGUCUAAGUCCAUGGAUCAGAGCCUGAAGAAGCAACAGGAAUUCAUGGUCCUCAACUCACGACUCCAGUUGGAGCGCCAGAUUCAGAUGCAGAACCAGAUGAGGGAGCGGCAGAUGGCUAUGCAGAUCGCAUGGUCCAGGGAGUUCCUCAACUACUACGGUGCAUUCUUCAGUCUGGCAACCCUGGGACUCACUGCUGGAGCUCUGAAGAGAAAGAGGCCAGGGCUCUUGGCUCCAGUGGUUCCCCUCAGCUUUAUCCUGGCCUACCAGAUAGACCUGGCGUACGGGACGCUAAUGCAGCGCAUGAAAGGGGAGGCAGAGGCCAUCAUGGUAUCGGAACACGAGCGCUUGGAUCUACCUCACGGGGCGCCCACGUUCGAGAGCAUCGAGAAGGCCCGGCGAACCCAAGCGCACCUUUUCUUCGAGAAGUGACCCUCCACAAGUCUCCACUCUCCCACUGCCCAAAGGGGAAUCAUCUACAACUCACACACAGAUGCAAACACCUGAUUAUUAACGCUUAUGAUAUGGCAAUAUCUGGCUAUGACAGCUACUCAAAGUAUUCAACACACACACUCACGCACACACAGAGGCACACACACACACACAAAUCAAAUCAGCUUUGUGCCUGGGGGAUGGGCAGGGGAUUGUGCAGUUACCGAGAUUGAACACUAGGGGGCGAAGAGGGUCGGGAAGAAACCAUCAAGAUGCGUCUCAGUAGGAGAGCUGAUCUCGGAUCAGGUUUCCCUGUCCUUAUCCAAACCUUAUCCAUCAUGAGCUAAAAUGCUAAACUGAUCCUAGUUCAGCGCUCCUAACCUGAGAUCCUUUAUGAAUAUGGAGCUCAAAUUCCUUCCCUCGUGAAUUACCGACGUGAGGGAAUUGAGGAAUAAAAAUGAGUGCCACUUUUUUUCCUCAAACUUGCAUCCAAAGAAUUUAAAUUGGUAUUGGGUAUUUAUGUCAAAAAUCAAUAUCUAUGUUUUUGUCAUAUUUCUUGUUGUUGGUGGGGUGGGUUGGGGAGGGAAGUAUUAAGCAGAGAAACUGAAAUAGUCACUUGGCAAGUUGGUCAUAGACCCAUGAAGCACUGUAGCAUUUUUUUUGCUUGAUACUAAGCUGGUUGCACUAGUAUUUAUUUAGUUUUUGUCCAUCUGUGUUGACGUGUGAAGUUCCAGGGAUGUUGCUUUCCCCUGAUCGAUCGAUCGAUCGGGAAAUGGUGACUUUCGGAUCCUGGACAGUGCCGGGCUGGUACGGUUCGGUUUUACUGUUUGACGUUCUGUCCCACUUUGAGCUAGCAAGGAGUGCGGAGAAGCUCGAGGUGUGUGUGCUUACGACUCGCUCAAAUCCUCUGUCUGGUCAACGCACUCAGGGUCUGGAAAGCAGCAUUUCUUCGCAUGGUCAGGAAAAACCGCGUCCCUGCAUACAAACCCACGCCUGCAGACUGUAACUCUAUCUGUGUCUGGGUCGUGAACCCAGAAACCGCUGGUUUUUUGCCUGGGACUGGGCGAGACCCAGGGGUGUAAGGAUGAGACUUUGAGGGAAGGGGUCUGAAACCCUAGUCCUGGAGAGCCGCAGGUUGGUUUCUGGUUUUUCCCCCCCC
Anguilla anguilla (European eel) is the source of this 1794-nucleotide messenger RNA. RefSeq names its product plasminogen receptor, C-terminal lysine transmembrane protein (gene plgrkt). The transcript is spliced from 5 exons. The coding region runs from base 192 to 635 and encodes 147 amino acids. Gene Ontology annotation, cellular component: plasma membrane. Gene Ontology annotation, biological process: positive regulation of plasminogen activation. NCBI's taxonomy places the organism in Eukaryota, Metazoa, Chordata, Actinopteri, Anguilliformes, Anguillidae. The record is from RefSeq and is a predicted model, not a curated record.